AUUUCCGCCAUCUAUGAAAGAAGGAACUUUAUAUCGGCGAGAAAAGAGCUCUGAAUGUCGUGCUUGUCUGUCUUUCCGCCUCCACCUUCAGAUGGAGAAAUAACGUUGUGUGAAUUUAAUGCAAGGCUAAUUUCUGAGAGUUCUGAAACUGCAGAUGUGUCAAAAUAUGUUCCAGCAACUCAGGUGAUGAGUGGUCAGACUUUUAUUGUAUCUGUAUGUUACAUUCCUUUUAUUUGCCCGUUGUGCUUCCUGUACAUUUCAUUGUGUUUCUUUUCAAAAUUUCAAUCUAUAACAGGGCCUUAAUUACCCCUCAAUCAAUAUAAACACAACAAGUGCUAAAAAUGGUGGGAAAAGCCUUUCGAAAUCAACUGAUCAAGAAUGGUGCCCAUUUGUACAAAAGGACGAAAGUGUUUAUAAAAAGCUGAUCAACACGUGGUGAGUGAUGCAAGAUAAUUUAUGUACAGACUCAACCAAUUUCCACAGGAGCUGGUCAAUUAGCCUGGCAAUUCCUCAGAGAUUGCGAUGGGAAACAGUGUCAUCACUGGUCAUUGUUAGAUGUGAUGUGACCUUGAUUGAAACUAACUAAUUUUCUGAAUACUGGCCAGGGGUAAGAUUUUGGUAAAACUGCCCACCGUAGGGGGUGGAGGGUGGAGGACUGCUGCUGUGAUGGGUAUGGAAUGGAAAAAAUAACUUAAUUGCAUCAGCUUAUUUAUCAUAAUCAGCUAGUUUACGUAGGUAAAAAAUUUGAACCUGAAAUCAAUGUUGACCUACAACAGAAACAUAGUGUAUUCCAUUGACAUAGCCGUAAUAGAGAGAACCUAAAAUAUCAAGAGACUUUAUUUGUGUUAAUCAUGCAUGUUCUUAAUUCCUAUGACUUAUAGGCGCUCUAAAGGUUUCUCAGAAAUGCUUCUUGAGGUCAAGAAAAGCAAAGAUGAAGGUAAGCUAAGAACCAGCAAAUUACCUGGCUUUUUCAGCCAUAAUUUCCCUGGGUGGUGAGACCUGUUUAUCUGGCAGCUCCCAUCUGGUGAGGACUCUGAGAUAUGAUUGCCACCUGUGAUGAUUAGUUGGUUUAUCAUUUUCCUUGCUUAAAUGGGUGCCUGCUGUUUCUGCAGGCUCUUACUGUAUCCAGCUGCGACUCAGGGCUGUCACUUAGAUUUCACGUUGCCAAGUAUAUGCAAUUAGUAGGUGAGAACUGAACAGCUAGGGAUUCUUUUGGUCUGUUUCUCCUUUGUUUCCUAUGUGUAUGAAGGUAGGGAGGGCUUGUGGCAGUGAUGCACAUGGUAGCUAGGGAAAAUCCCCUCCCUGCCAGCACAUCCAUCCAACACAUGGCUAUGAGCAUGCAUUUCAAGUAUCUAUCAUACUGAGUUGAUCAUUCCAAGAAAGAUGCUGGUUAUGGUUGAGUGGGAUCUGUAGAUAGGGUGGUAAAAACAUCUGAAAUUGAAACAAGUCCCUUAACCCUUUAAGUCCCAAUAGUGACUAACGUCAAUUUUCUCCUAAUGAUAUCCAUACCAUGUCAAAAGAUUAGGUUAUGAGAAUUAAUAAAAUGAUCACCUAAGAGAAAAUACUUUGAUCUUUUAUCAAAUUCUCUCAACUCAUUCUUUAAGGAAAUAUAUAGAGAUCAGUUUGGAGAAUUUGUAUGUGGAUAUUGAGGCUUAAAGGGUUAAUACUGCUAUUUUAUUCCAAUGUUUUCUCAAAGUUCCAUCAUGGUUGUGGCAUUUAAGUGGAGGCACAGAUGCUGUUCUCACAUGGUUUUCUUCACUUUAUGGAAGAUUAUUUCCCCAUUUAAAUGUAAGUGGUGUGUUCUUCUUUCAAUUUUCAGUUGUUUUUAUCUAUUAUCAUGCCAGAAGUUUUGUUUGUUCUUUAGUUCGGUUUUCGAUUCUGUUCAGAAUUAAUGAAAUAUUUACUUAACUGCAAUAUUAUUUCAUUAAUUUUAUCUUUCUUUGUUUUCAGAUGUCAAGAGAAGAAAUGAUUAGUGCCUUCUCUCUGGUGUCAUCUUGGUAAUUAUGACAAAAAAAAUUAGUUUCUUGGUUUUGCAGAAUGUGCAACCACCAGCAUUCAGAAUGGUGAAAAGUAAAAGAUCAAUGCCUUAAACUUUGUCAGCUCUUAGGCAAAGUAUCUAAGGAGCAAUAUGCUACACCAAGAAAACUCACAAACAGGCAAAAGAAAAAAAAGGGGCAUACCAGUACCUUAAAGUCCACAUGGUUUAUAUAUGAAAUUACAUCAUAAUUACGUUUUUAACAGCGAGUCUAAAAUACAGGUCACAUUUCUUAGGUCAGCUGAUAGAGAAACAGUAAUAAAAGUGUCUUUUGGCCUUAAUCAUGCACUCUAACGUGUAAAAUGUUACCCGUUCUUAACACCUGCCUUAUUUUUAAUAAUCCAAAUGUCCCUAUGUUGUGUGUAUUGUAUACUUUGUAGGGAAAACUCACCCAUAAGGGCUUUUGCUUGGCAUCCUCAUGUGGCCAAAUUUGUCAUAGCUUGGCAGGUAAUAUUAUUAGGGUCUUGUGUAGUUCAUAAUUAUCGUAACUGUAACAAAAUUCUUAAAUUUGAUUGGCUAUCACCUGUCCUGAUGUCAGCACUAAUAGGACAGUGUAACAGGACAGUACGUGCCACUGCAUGUGUGCGUAAAAAUGGCUUAUUUUCACUACUAGCAAAAAAACUCUGGAAUUUCUUGGGUUUUAAUCAGAAAAAGGACUAAAAUAUGACAAAUUUUGUUAUAGUUAUCAUUGGUAAGAAAACUUUGUGUUGUCCAGUUUGGUCUCUAAUCGUACUAGUGAUUAAACAAAUUGAACUCCCGCUAGGUGGACGUCCUAUUUUGUUAAUCACUUGUAUGAUUACAGACCGAAUUGGACUCCACUCAGUCCUUUUACCAUUAUUAAUCAGAGAUGUUCUGUAAUAAUGGUUUUAGAGAGAUAAGUGUUGAUCAAAAGGUUUUUUUUUUGGUGUUGAUCAAAUUUUGAUCAAGUGAACUGGAACUUGUUUUCAAGCCCUGAUAAUGUCUUUAUCAUUAAUAGAAAGUAGAUUAAGUAGACAAUUUUAAAUUGUUCCCUUUACGAUUAAAUCAGCCUUGUUAUAGUGGUGUUGCACUGUCAGUAUUCAAAGAGCACUGGUAGUUGCAAUUGGAUAAUAGUUGUAACAUAAUUUUUUUUUUCAGGAUGAUUCAGUCCAGGUGCAUACGUUAUCCAGGUAUGGAGUAAAAAUUAACGCUAAUAAAAAUAUUAUGAUGUUUUCUUGUUAUUAACAUACCUAGUAAUUUACAACCAUUACCAGCCUAACUAUGUAAGAUGUACUUUGACUAGACUAUUUUGUUUAAAUAAUCCAAUUAAAAAUUCUUGUGCCCAAAAUUUAAUUUGGUUAAAGGAGCAGGGUGCAAAGAAAGUGUGUUUUUUAAAGUAGCCCCCCCCCAAAAAAAAAAAAAAAUUUUGUUGAGCAUUAUUGAAUACUGACUUAUGUCUGUAAUUGGAAUUCCCCAAAAACUUCACUUGCCUGUCGGGGAAGUUAAGAGCAGAGUUCAAUAGGCCAGACUCGACUUUCUUUGUUCUCUGAAGAGGUUCGUAGAAAUAUGUACCACUUCUUAUGCGCAGUCAGACUUGAGGCAGGGCUUGAAACUUGAAAUUCCACCAUUUCUAACAAGCAGCUCUGUAAUGUGAUAUCCUUGAUUACCUCAACAGUGAUUUAAUUCCUUUACUAAAGCAUAAACAGCAAAAAGCAGUCAGCUGUGUUGCAUGGAGGUAAGCAUUGAAUGUUCAUCCCCACUUGACUUCUUAAAACUGGGAUUGUAAAAGUUUGCCUUUGACCAUUAGAUUCUUAUAGUUAUUGGAUUCUAGCUUUUGCAGUUCUUAUCGCCAUCCAGUUAGUUCAAUUGGAUAAGCGCCGGUCUGCCUAGAGGGAGGUUGCAGGUUCAAACCCCGACCAGACCAACACUCAGGGUCGUAAAAUAACUGCAGAGAAUGUGCUACCUUUGUUGUGACAUCUACAAAUGGUUAGGUCAUUCUAGUUUUCUUGGAUAAGGAUGAAAAAUCAUAGGCCCCUUCUCAGCUCUUUCACUGUACUGAUUCUUGUGGGAUGUAAAAGAACCCACACUGCUUUUCGUAAAGAGUAUGGGGCAUAGACUCCGAUGGUACAACCAUUCAUGGGCUGGGUGGGUUAUGGAGAGGUUGAUAUCAACAAUUAUUGUGACGGAAGUCCUGUUUCAUCCCCUGUCACUGUGUUGAGUACUGUGGCAAAUUACAAUAAAGAAAUUAUCUAUUACAAAGACCCUACAUUAUAAAAUUAUUAACUUACAGUAUGCAGUCAAACCUCUUGUAAGCAACGACCGAAAUGCAAAGACUUUUUGGUUGCAUACACACUGUACGAGAGGUGGUUACUGAUGAGAAUCAAACCACAGGAGUCUCUUUCAAGAAAAAGUCCUGAGACAUCUAUGGUUUCGGACAGUUGAUGGCUUAUGGGAGCUGGUCACUUAAAAGAGAUUGUCUUUUAAAUCUGUAUUUUAUUGAUGUUUAUCACAAAUUUUUGCAAGGAUUUUCAACACGUUAACUCUAUUACAUCAACUAUGCACAUUAGCAAUACUCAAGAGGGUCAAUAAAGGAACAGAAAAAAAUCAUUUCACAAUUCACAGACUAACACUACUCACUCUAGACAAUUUUAGCAAAUGUAAUAUUAUUAAGGUGUCAACGAAAACAGAAAUUAUAAAAUGUGACGUGUCAGAACAUAGUUAAUUGAGUGGAAUGGUUAUGAAACCCGUCAAACUCCUUUGUUAUAUGUUUUUGUGGACGUGAAAGUGCACAACGUUCAAAAGAAUUCCUAUCAUUUUGAUUGUAUUGACCAAUAAAAACGUUGCAUUAAUUUAUUCCGUAACAAUUUGCCAACAGAAAACAAAGGAUUGUGCACUUUCACGGUGUUUUGAACAUAAACUGCAGCACUGUUGUUUUUAUCAUUGAUGUUUGCCGCUUUUCAUAACCAGUCUCCUCUAAUAACUAUGGUCAGAAGAAUGGUUAAAUGGCUAUUUCUUAGAUUUCAAGAAGCAGAAUACACUUGUGUGAUCUGGCUGUAGCCUGAGAAAACAGUUGACAUUUGGCAAUGCUACCACUGGCUUCCCGCCAAAUGACAUCUGAGAAACGAGCUCAGAAAUUCCACACUGUAACGCAUCACUACCCAGAUCUGGGUUGUGCUUAAUUCUGAUUGGUUGUGCCACGUGGGAAAUUUGAUUCAACCAAUCAGAAGAACUACCCAGAUCUGGGUAGUGACACAUCAUCAUGGAAUUUCUGUGUGUGUUUGUCAGACUUCAUUUGAUGGGGAAACCAGUAGUACUUAAUAGCAUCACCAAAUGUCCGUUGUUUUCUCAGGCUAAUCUGGCUGUUGGGUUUAUUAUUUUGUACAUAUUUCUUCCACUUAGCAUCGUGAAAGGGGAAGAAGGAAAGGAGAAGAGGUUGACAACAUGGAGGUUCAACUGUAGUGCAUUAAUUAUUUUAAUAAUUAUUAAUAAAUAAUAUAUUAAAAUUAAAUGAAAGUUAAAAAAUUAUUCUCUUGUAAUUGCAGACCAUUAUCAGGGUCGGUGUUAGUGGUUGGAUGUGAUAAUGGUCUUUUUGUGUGGACUGUCGACCCUUCAUCACCAGUUGUCAGGUUAGUACCUGUUCAUGAGCUUGUCUGAUGUUUAUUUUAAUAAUUAUACAGUAAGGGCCAGUUGAUUGAACAGAGUUUAUAGCGAGUGUUUAUUAAAGAAAACUGUAUUCUAAGUCAUUCUCGGUUUGCUGUCAGUGCUUUGUAAACACCAUUUGUCGUGAACAGUUUCAUGAAAGCAUACAGUGUAGACUAGAAAAGCAUUUUCCUUCUUAUAAUAACUCACUAAGGAAGAGAUCUGGCGGUCCAUGGGUAGAUGUCUGAUAGUCUGGUGAGGCCAUGUGCUGAAGAUGAGUAUGGGAAACAAACUAGUAUUGUCUCAGGUGUAACCCGCUGAGCUUAUAAAUUGCAUCUAGCUGAGUGAAUGAAAAUAUUGACCAAUCAGUCAUAAAUUUUAAUUUCUUUUAUUCUGUCUUUGAUUUGUUUUCUUUCCACAGACUGGGCAGUAGUUCUGUUCGUCAUCUAACCUAUCCAGGCCACACACCAGUAACAGCUGUUUCUUGGAGUCCUAGUGGACAAUUUCUAGUGUCUGGGUCUCCAGCAGACAGUAACUUAAUGGUAGGUGCCUUAGAAUAUGAUCAAGAGGAUGACAAAAUGUACAUAUUGCCUGCAGUAUAAUUAGUUUUUUUGAAAAAAAGCAACUUGAUCUGAUGUUAGGUUGUCCUGUGCAAUCAUUAUUUUGUGUAGCACAAUUUUUAGAUGUCUGUGUGAAUUUUGUGGCAGCUGCUGGAUGGUUGCAAAGUUAAAAAACUGUUAACUCAUCCUUAUGGCAAGACAAGGGAGAGAGAAAAAAAUCUGAAGAAAUGAAAAAUUGAAGAGUAAGUUUUUCUAAUAUUUUGGUUUGCAACACAACCUUCAACUGAGGCUAAAAAAUGAAAAUGAAUACAAAUAUGUACAAGGUAAACAUUUACAUAAUUAUGUGAGAGUUGUAUGCAAACCAAACUCAGGCAAAUACACUUUACCAUUCUUUCUUUUUUUUUCUCUCUAACUCUUCUUUCCAUAAGGAUCAUUUCACAGUUUUUUAACUUGGCAUUCAAGAUUUUACUGAUCCAGGUCUACCUAAGAUCUGGCUACAGUCCUCACUGCUUUGUUGCCGUGGUUUUGCCUUUAUUGGUGCUUGAUGGUUUCCCUGUGUUAGAUUUAGAUGAUCUUGUUGCAGGGUGUUCCUGUGUAAACAUAUUAAAAUUACUUCUGCAAUUAUAUUGGUUGGGUUUUGGAAAUCACGAAGGUUGUUAUGUGUUCCCCCCUCAUUGUAUUGCAUCCAUGACAAACGUUUAUUACUUGAUAUUUACAUAACAGUACUUGUUAUUUGUUUCUGAUGUACAGGUAUGGGACAUCUCCUUGGAGUCUGCUACACCUUUAUACAGAGCAGGGGGUGGAGUCACAUUAACUACGUGGUCACCGGAUGAGAGGAAUCUGUUUGCUGCAACACCUACCAGCUUGUUCAGGUGGGACAAUUUUCAUAUUGUGAAAUUUAACUAUAUAUAUAAUAAUGAAGUUGUGGACUCUUAUUAAAAGCCUUCAAACAAAGGUCAAAGAGAGAGCCAAAAAGAGUGUCUGGCAAGGUUUCCAAUAUAAAUCAAAGAUUUGUGAACUCGUGUCUGGCAAACUCUCCAAGUAUUUAUAUAUUCACAGUUAAACGCACCUCAUAACCUCAUCUGCGCUUAAUGAGUGUCUUUUGGUCCAUAACUUUCAAAACAAUUGUUCCACAGAAUGUCACUGCAUAACGCAAAAGAGUAUCAAAGUAUAACUGCACAAUAAAUGUCACAAAAUCUACCUGAGCGGUCCCUUCAGGAUUUUCUGUCUUUAUGUCAUCCUAACCAUUUCGUACUUGCAGGCACAAACAAUAGCAACAUCGUCAUUACCUACUGAUUCCUCGCGGCCCCUGUUCAAGCAAAUCGAGAUUUUUCUAUAUUGACUGUAUGACUGUAUAUACUUUCCUUAAUAUACGCGCAAGUUACUAGAGUGCCUCCUGGGGAUUUCGCCUUCUGGGCGAAAUCCCUGGGGCAAUGAUAUUGAUAACACUUAUAUAGCACUGAUAUCGAUAUUUGCUAUUUACAUCAGCGCUUAAUACUGAUAUAUAGAUGAUCCAAGCUUAAAAAAAGUUUUAUAAUUUAAUUAACAGGGUUUGGGAGACUCAGACAUGGACCUGUGAUAAAUGGUCAAACUUGGCUGGGACGUGCCAGGUAUUAAACUGUUAUUGAUUUCUGAGCAAGAAAGGUCAGGUGAUUAUAGGUUAAAAUAACUAGGUUGACUUAAAUCAUCAAAUAUGCCAGCUGUGAGUACUAUAACCUGUCUCAUAGGAGCCGGAUAACCCUUUAAGCCCCAAUAUACACAUUCAAAUUCUCCAAACUGGUCUCUGUUCAUCUCCAUAAAGAAUAAGUUGAGAGAAUUUGAUAAAAGAUCAAAGCAUUUUCCCUCAGGUGAUUAUUGUAUUUAUUCUGACAACCUAUUCUCUUGAUCAUGUAUUGAGAUUGUCAGGAGCAAAUUGAUGUUUGUCACUCUAGGAUCUUAAAGGGAUAAAGGGAAAACACCUCUUGCUGUACCAUGGCACAAGCAGCUUUGGUGUCCUAAGGACGGUAAUAAAAAUCAAAAAUCAUAAAACUGGUCUUUGAGGCCUUAUCUCUUUCAUAAUACAGUAAAAAAACAAAGGCUCGCUAGGUAACUUCACCUUUAGUCAUGGAACCUGAAAAAGAUUUGGGAUUUUAAGGGAGGGUGGAAAGCAGGUGGAUUUGGAAAAUUGUGCAUACCUCUGAAAAAUCUUGGCUGUGGUUACUAUAAACUGCCUUAUGAGGGAAAGAGGGAAAAGUGUGAUACAGUACCCUGCUGAAGCAGUUGUUGUGUCCUUACCCCUCAUGAUGGUACAUUUUACUGCAGGCAGCAUGUUGGAGUCCUGAUGGAAAGGUUCUUGUGUUUUCUGUGGCUAAUGAUGCAGCUCUUUAUUCUCUUCAGUUUCAAGAUGUUGGUAGGUUCAUACUUUUAUAAACAUAUUUUGACUUGAUGUACCCGCAGAUCUUUGUAUAGUGUUGUCAUGUGAGAGAGAAGUACUCAGCCCUGCUUCAAAAACCCCUCUGAAGUUACAUUGUGGGUUAUUCGACUAAGCAGGGUUAUUGGCUUGGGGUCGAGGUGGCUUAAUAUUGGCCAAGUUCUUUUUUUCGCUUAUUCAUGGACCUCAAGACAAAGUCGAGGUCAAUUAAAAUGCUGAAAAGGAACAAGGCCAAUAUCCAGCCAUUUUGAAUGAACAAGCUUGGUCAAUGAAGCAUUAUUAUUUCAAAAGGAGAACUUUUUCUUGAGGGACCAACUCAGGAAAGAUAGGUCCAUCUAGCCUGCUUGGGUAGCUCGCUGGGGGAGCAAAUCUGAAAACAUUAUUUGCUUCGAUCUUCUUGUUUGCUCACAGGUUCAGCCAUAUGUCAGAAGAAAGUAUUGAAGAGAUGCCCGAAAUAAAGCCCCAAGAGUAAUCUGAUAGACUGUUAGAGUCUCUUUCAAUUUGCCCUGUAAAAUGUGGGAAGUGGGAAUUUCAUAGUGCAUCAGGAGUAGUAGUUAUUGCACAUACCCAAGGCUUCUGCAACCAACACCUGGGCUUGAAUUUAGGCACCAGUAAAUUGUAAAAUAUCCAAAAUAUGUUUACUGACUCACAUCUGACAAGCUGGGAAGUUGCAACGUAGUGAAAAUGUAACAAUUUAAUCUGGCUGACUGAAAAGCAUUUUGAAAUAAUGUUAUGAUUUCAGGUGACAAGGAAAACACUUCUUCAAUGGCAAAGGGUGCAAGAUUAGCUGUGAGAUGCACUGAUUUGACACCUCACACCUGGGAAAUAGAUGAUGAGUCGGUGACAACUGGAGGGUUUGUUCGCUCCAUGGCUUGGGAUCCUUUAGGCGAAAGACUGGCAGUUAUUUUUAAAGGUAAACAUGCUAUGUGGAAGUGUGUAAAGUCAUACAGGGUUUUGAAAUCUCGAAAACAGUACUUUCAAGUCUUAAAAAAGUCUGGAAUAAGAUUAGUCUGGAAAAUGGUAAAACGUCAGGAGGUUUCAAAACUACAAGUGCUUCACUGAUUAAAAGUGAUUUUUUCCCCCGGCCAGUAGUCAAAUCUUUCACAACUAAAUUUAAAAUAUGCUAUCUAAUCACAGAAUGAGGAGUUUCCUAACUCCUCUAGGUCUGCACUGCACUGUGGUUACUGCAUUAUUUUUACUACUAUGUGCAUCAUGCCAGAAAAGCAUGGUUCUUGCUAACCAUCAAAGAUGAGGGGAAAGAGGGAAUUCAGGUGCACUAAAGUGGGAGGGGUGUGCAAGAAGGGGGAAAAAUCGGUCCCAUUUCCCUUCCCCUUUUAAUGCUGGCCACAAAGGCGAGGUUCCUGUGGUUCCUGCCUUCUAGGUCUUUAACAUCUGGAAAGUUGAACUCAAGUCAAGUGAAACCCAAGGACCCUUCCGCUCUCUGCAUGUAGUCCUACCCCUGGCUAAAGUAUCGCAGUUUCCAAUAAACUUAGCUGCACUUUGUAAAACUUUUUUUUGAUACUACAUGAUUUCCACAGGUGAGGACAAACCAGCUCAAGAACUUGUUGCCCUAUUUAAAACAAGACUGGAACCAACAUUUGAAAUCAUGCCCAGGUAAUAAAAAUAUUAUAAUGGCAUGAUUUAUUUUCAAGUUGUCAGCAUUUCUGAGCACAUUUUUAGCUCUUGCUCUUUGCUUGGCAAGUGCACAUAAUCAUAUUAUUGUUUUUUUUUUGCUUUCAAACCUGCAGUGGCUUUGUAAGGGGACCUCCAAAUACAAGUCCACAGCUGGUCACUUUCCAGCAAGACUUCAAAAAAGGAGCACUUCUUACUAUUGUAAGUAUGGCUUAUCAACGUGGAAAAAUAAUGGUUACAAUAAAAAUAUUAAAAGCAUUUGCAGUCAUGAUGUGAAUUUCAUUAAUUCUUUGAGUUGUAAAUACCUCAGUUCACUGAUCAGAACUUUACAAUUCCUUCUGUUUUGAUUUCAGUUAUAGUCCAUUAUAUUUUUCAUGUCGAUGUUAUUCUUCUACAAAUACCAGAAUUCAUUCACAUUUAUUAUUUAAAUUUAUCAAUCAUACUAAGGUUUAAACUACAACAGCCAUAAUUUGCGGAAGAAAACAAGAGACUGAAGGUUUAUGGUAGGCUCAAUUACCAGCCAUUGUUCGGGAAAAUGAGCCCACACUCAUCAAAGACCAGACCCAGGAGACGGCAGAAAUUAAUUAGGUUUAUGGUUACCGUAGUUUUGACCUAUUAAAGUAGAAUAGCUUAUGAUUUUUAAAGUGUUGAAGAGAAACACUGUUUAUUUCUUUUUCAGUGUUGGUCAAAUGGCAGCAUAUCUUUCAUUCCUCUACUAUUUUCUCCAUCCGCACUGAUUUCCUCUCAUAAUCAGUUUGAAAAUGGAACAUUAACAAGUCCUGUGGUAUUAUAAUGAAUUCUUUACGUCAAAGAAAAAAGUCUGUGAAAACUUGUA
Porites lobata is the source of this 11069-nucleotide messenger RNA. Lineage: Eukaryota; Metazoa; Cnidaria; Anthozoa; Scleractinia; Poritidae. The record is from the annotation of a GenBank genome assembly.